Messenger RNA from Erythranthe guttata (spotted monkey flower), 1522 nucleotides. Its product is annotated as Calcium-dependent lipid-binding (CaLB domain) family protein. The record is from RefSeq and is a predicted model, not a curated record. NCBI's taxonomy places the organism in Eukaryota, Viridiplantae, Streptophyta, Magnoliopsida, Lamiales, Phrymaceae.
CACACACACACACACACACUCAUGUAGUUUUCCUUCAAAGUCAUGUUCACAUGUUGAUUUUGGCCCAAGUAUCUCAGAAUUUUUGCCAAGUCUUUGUCUGCAGAAAAUCAAGAACCCUGUUUUACUCUGUUCUUGAUCUGGAUAUUCAAAAACAUGGAUUCCUUCACAAAUCCAUCUCAAUUCAUCUACAACCCAAACUCAAAUCAAGAAUCCGAAGAAGAAGACGCGUUCUCAGGCACCCUCCAAAUCCACGUCCACCACGCCAGAAACAUCCACAACAUAUGCAUCUACGAAAACCAAGACGUAUACGCCAAAUUCUCCCUCACAUACAACCCCGACGAAACCCUUACCACCAGAACCGUCCGAGGCGGGGGCAAAAACCCCCAAUUCAACGAACACCUGAUCAUGAAAAUCAACACAGUCGACGCAGUUCUGAAGUGUGAGAUAUGGAUGAUGAGCAGAGUCAAGAACUACAUGGACGACCAGCUUCUCGGAUUUGCCUUGGUCCCGAUUUCUUCGCUUAUCGGUAAAGAAAAAGUCACCCAAGAUUUCGAUCUUUCGUCAACCGAUUUGUUCCACUCUCCAGCUGGUACGAUCAAGCUCUCGCUUUCUUUAAAUGCGAAAAAAAAUCCAGUUAAUUUGUCGCUUUCUUUCGCUGACGUGGAUUCGUCUGCGACAUCCGAGCUUUUAUUCGAUAACGAUAAAGAGAGUUCGGAAGAGUAUUGCAGUAGGGUUGAAUUUCCGGAUAUAAACGUGGCUCGAGAAAACCAGGAGAUGGUUUCGAAGUUUUUUGCAGAAAACGGUGGGACCCUUUUGAGGCCUUGGCUGGAGAAGCCCGACGGCUCGUUUCUCAGCCUCGGGGCGGCGCCUGUGGGGCCCGCCACCGAGGACUGUGAAAUGGAUUCAUCACCCGAUGGAAGUGUUCAAAACUCGGGUUUUAUGAGCUCCACUAUAACAAGUAUGAGCGACGAUCGGAAUUCUGCUGAUUCAUCGGAGAAGAAGAGCGGUAUCUUUACGGAUUUUUCGAACGGCACUAAUUCGAUUGUUGUAGAAACUCCUACUUUCUCGAAGGAGGAAAACGAGGCUGAUCUAUCGGAGGCCAAUAAAAUAAGGGACGACGAAUCGGUUAUGCAGAAACAGAUAGUUGAUAUGUACAUGAGGAGCAUGCAACAGUUUACGGAGUCUCUGGCGAAAAUGAAGCUCCCCAUGGAUUUGGAUAAGCCGACUCGAAGUUGUGAUGAUGAUGAAGAGGCAAUUCAGAAUGAUGACAAGAAAAUGGAGAUUGAAAAAAAGAGUAAGGAUAAUUCCAGGGUUUUUUAUGGUAGUAGGGCUUUUUUCUAGCAGGAAAAAUGCUUCAUUAUUAUCACCAUUUAGUGUUUUUAAGUAUUUUUAUUUAUUAUUAAUUUUUUUUAAUUAAGUUCAUAAACAUCUCUAACAAGAAAAGAUGUUGAAAUAUCCAGUGGUGUACUUUGUUCUUUCUGGCAUUAGUUUGUUUCUAUUAAUGAUUUUUUAUUUUAUUUUU